Molecule: messenger RNA, 1558 nt
Organism: Chlamydomonas reinhardtii
Lineage: Eukaryota; Viridiplantae; Chlorophyta; Chlorophyceae; Chlamydomonadales; Chlamydomonadaceae
Exons: 8
Coding region: 165-1070 (301 amino acids)
Molecular function (GO): antioxidant activity
Source: RefSeq, a predicted model, not a curated record
GCUUUCCGCUCGAAUUCGGUCGUGUCAUAGAUAGCCAUCUCCUGCGAGCGCUUUAGCACUUCGUUCCUAACGCGUGUAUCAAACGAGUUCUGAAAACGCUCACUUCAACUUCAAGUCGCUUGUUUGCUGCCCGUUGUAAUCUUCACGGCAAAUACUUUGCUAAAAUGCUUCAAAUGCGUUUGCAGCAAACGCGUGGGCAAGGGUUUGUGUCUCGGUGGUCAGGCUGUCCGGUGGUCCGCGCCUCGCGCGCGCGGCGAGGCGCUGUGGCAGUUCAUGCGAGCGCUGAGUAUGAGGCACUAAGGGGCAAGGUAGCCUACAAGGCAUCCAGCGGAGAUCCUGUGGAGAUCACGUCCAUGUGGGAGCCGGUCCUGGGCAGCAAGGCUGUGGUGGUGUGCCUCACCCACUUUGCUGACUUGACUUCAUGGGAGCUGGCACAGAAGCUUGUCAAGAUCAUUCCCACGCUGGAGGGGUCGGGCGUCAAGGUGGUGGUGUUGGGGCUGGGCAACGUCAACAAUGCGCAGGAGUUUGCCCGCAUCCUGAAGUUCCCCAUGGACCGGCUGUUCGCCUACCCUGCCGCGGACCUGUACCUGGACCUGGGCUUCAACCCCGGCUUCGCGCCGCAGCUGCAGGUGUCGCCCUACGUCAAGCUGCUGCCCAUGCUGGCGGGGGUGGGCUCGCCCGGAACCAUCCAGGAGGUGGUCCGGGGCUACGUGGGCGACAGCGCCGCGCCGCCCGUGUUCGACAGCCCCACGCCCUUUGAUGUCCUGGGCUCGGGCUACCAGCGGCCCUUUGAGCUGGCCACCCUACGGCUGUUCAACAUGAUGGGCAUACUGCCCAAGUGGCAGGAGCUGUGCCCUCCCGACACGGGCCUGCUGACUCAGCAGGGCGGCUGCCUGGUGUUCAGCGGCAGCAGUGUGGUGUUCAAGCACGUGGACAGCGGCAUCCUGCGCUACACGGAGCCCGACUCCAUUCUACAGGCGGCACUGCAGGCGGACUACACCUCCACCUCAUCCGCCAUCACCAGUCCCAACAGCCAGUCGGGCCCGACCCUGGAGGCGGAGGUGCAGUAAGCGCGGCGCCAGUUGAGGAUGGAGGGAUGGGACAGCAGCGGCUGCGGCUGAGGGGUGGAGUGCCCGCCAGGCCGGGGUGGCGGGGGUGCUCGGGCGCCGCCACGCGCGAGCUGAUGCACGCGCGGGCUGUGCUCUUGAUUAUGCCAACGAGGUGAAGUUUUGCCUCGCUUUCAUUAUUCUUGCAUUCGUGACUUCUUAGGCCAGGCGUGACCGGGUUGGUCUGUUCACGGAGCGAAGGGCGCUGGGAGCCAGGGAGUUCCUCCCCUGGGGCCGGGGUUCGUCGGAAUUGCCACCAGCCCCACUGCCCCAGAUAGCGUAGUAGCCGGUGGGUGCGGUGUGAGCGAUUUGAGGUUUUGAGCUGUGCAUGUUGAUGGGCGUACCGUACAUAUGUCAGAGCAUGUGUCGCGUCUUGGCCGUUGUUUCGCCUCCUGAUGUUGGCGCAAAGGAGCAGACCGCUGAAUGGCCAUCAAAUGUAAGACUACGUGUCA